This is a messenger RNA of Botrytis cinerea B05.10, 3309 nucleotides long. RefSeq lists its product as hypothetical. NCBI's taxonomy places the organism in Eukaryota, Fungi, Ascomycota, Leotiomycetes, Helotiales, Sclerotiniaceae. The transcript is spliced from 2 exons. Gene Ontology annotation, molecular function: transaminase activity; pyridoxal phosphate binding. The coding region runs from base 1344 to 2810 and encodes 488 amino acids. Gene Ontology annotation, cellular component: cytosol. The record is from RefSeq and is a predicted model, not a curated record.
GCCUCCUUCCCUCCUCCCCCGCCCUCACCCCCCGACUCGUUUGAGCAACCGAUAAAACGACAUGGUAGACAUCCCAUUGGAGAGCGGCUAUGGGCUCCCGGCCGCAUAUGUCGCCGGGCUUCGUGCUUCACCAGAUUUUGUGCCUCAAAGAUAUGCCCAUUUCGUGCCAUCGCCCACAUCCCCGGAUCAGAUGUCUCUGAUGGGACAGUUUUUUACCCGGCUAUGGUCAAGGAGAAGUGCGGUGAGCGGUCACAUACCGGUAGCAGUGCAUCAGGAUCUAAACCAUCGGAUGGGACUUUGAUUGACACGUCUUCUUGGCUCGAGCUCGUUCCUAUCGUCGGACACUUUUCCUCCCCCUCAAUAUUUUCUUGCUCAUGUUAAUGCUCUCAUACUCAUACUCAUACGCAUGCUCAUACGCAUGCUCAUGCUCGUGCUUCGUGCUCUCACACCAUACCACGCAAUCGGGUCAAUCAAUACAGCGCACACAUUCCUUUCGUUCUACCCCUUCAUCGAUGAUUAAACGACCAAACAAAAUGAAUAUAUGUUCAUGCUAACCACUUUUGGUGAAUAACUAACUAGUCAUGUCAUGUCCGUCGAAAAGUAUAUUUCCCGUAUUCUAGUAUUCAAGUAUCUUAGUAUCUGGGUUCCCAAUAGUCCUCCCCAUCUUACCACCUGGUCCCUAAUGCCUCCGUUGAAAGUUUAACGUCAAUUAUCAUCCGAAUUAGCGUCACGGCAUCUUCUGCCUUCAUCGGUCCACCCCACCAAUGUAGAGCAAAAAAUUCCAUCUACCGCGCCAUGCUAACAGUGGCAAGCAAGGAUUCGGUGCUUUUUUGAUCCAGAUCUUUUUCCUAUUCUCCAGUGAGGCUAAUCUAACUAAAGGCAAGUUGCAUCUAACUUUGAUCGAUCAUCGUCCUAUCACAUUCUCUUGUUCAACUUGUCAACUUCUCUCGUACAUUUCACCUCUCACCCAACUUCAUAUUCUCAUCUCCACUCCGGAAUCUAGCACCCCUCGACCCAUUCUUGUAUGCCCUUAUCCCGGUUCCUGUUGACCCAUCUAGGUUUCCUUCUUCUCUUCUUUCCGUCAUCAUGCUACAACCCGCAUGCUGUCUGGACCAUAUAUUAAGGUGACUUUUCCCAUCGGGACUUCCGAAUCUCCUUCUUAAUAAGUACUUUCCAAUAAUACUUUGCAUAUCUCUCACCGACUUUGGCUUCUAUAUAUCAAGACUUUGGACUCAGGAACAUAUCUGUCGUCGACAAUAUAUACUACUUGUCUACUCUUGCUUCUACCUCUUCCCUUCUCCUUACUUCAUAGCCCAAACUUUACUCUCUAGACAACAUUUAUCAUGUCGCCAGCUGCUAUCGCAGAAGCGCAUAGAGAAGAUGCAUACAUCGCCAACACCAAGGCGAUGAGUAAUGGAUCUUCAUUAUAUGUGAAUGGAGGAGCUGUUCAACUUGGUAUGAAGAGAACCACAUUCCUAUUUGAUCGACAUCUCCACAAAGAAUUCCCGGUAAUCGUACGAGGAAGUGGAAGCAAUCUUUACACUAAAGACGGGCGGGUCAUAUUUGAUGCCACAUCCGGCGCCGCUGUCUCAUGUUUAGGACAUGGCAACAAGCGAGUCACCAAUGCCGUUUUCCAGCAAAUGGCGUCCGGCAUUCCAUACCUAGCCUCGGGAUUCUUUGCCCAUGAGACUGUGGACGAUCUUUGCGAAGAACUUAUAAAUGGCACUGGCCGAAAAAUGGCCCGAGUCUAUUUGACUGGUUCAGGAUCCGAGGCUAUGGAAGCCACAUGCAAAUUGGCACGACAGUACUUUUACGAGAAAGAUAAAUCUACUCCACGAGUCAACUUCAUUGCUCGAGAAGGAUCAUACCAUGGCAACACUCUAGGCGCAUUAGGCAUGUCAGGCCACAAAGCACGCCGCGCACCCUAUGCCCCCUUCCUGAUGCCCAACGUCCAUCACGUGUCCUCCUGCAACCCCUAUCGCCAACGUCUCCCCAAUGAAUCCGACGCCUCAUUCGUUUCCCGCAAAGCCGCCGAACUCGAAGCCAAGUUCCAAGAGCUCGGUCCCGAAACCGUCAUCGGCUUCUGCGCUGAACCGGUCGUCGGCGCAGCACUCGGCUGCGUCGCUGCUUUGCCCGGCUACCUCAAAGCCAUGCGCGAUGUAUGUCAUCGCCACGGAGCGCUUUUCAUCCUCGACGAAGUCAUGUGUGGCAUGGGUCGCACCGGAACUCUGCACGCAUGGCAAUCCGAAAACAUCGCUCCCGAUCUCCAAACCAUUGGGAAAGGACUCGGCGGCGGAUAUCAACCAAUUGCCGGCGUGCUGAUUUCGCAGAAAGUCGUCAAUGUUCUCUACAACGGCACCGGACAGUUUAUCCACGGACAAACAUACCAAGGAAUGCCUGUUCAAGCCGCCGCUGCUCUAGAAGUCCAACGUAUCAUCCGUCAGCAUGAUGUCCUCGACAAUGUCCGCACGCAAGGUGCAUAUCUCGGCAAACUUCUCAAACAACGCCUUUCCGAUCAUCCCAACGUAGGAGACAUUCGCGGAAAAGGACUUUUCUGGGGCAUUGAAUUUGUGAAAGACAAAAAGAGCAAAGCGGCCUUUGAGCCCAAACUGAGCAUUGCGCAAAAGAUACACGAUCGAGCUAUCUCACACCCAUACAACAUGACCAUUUAUCCCGGGACCGGCACGGUAGAUGGCAUGUGUGGAGAUCACAUCAUGUUGUCGCCGAACUACUUGGUUACGAAAGAGGAUAUCGAAUAUAUUGUGAGGGUUACGGCGGAUGUCAUUGAAACCGUUUUUGAAAAUCUGUAAGGGAGGGUUUAUAAAAUUUACAUUCGGGAUGGGGACUUGGGGUUUGGGAAUUAUAUCUUAUAUCAUGUUUUGCUCUAUUUAUGGAGGGCCUUGCAAAAGGACUGAGUACAAGAGGUUGCUUUGGAGAUAGGAGAUUCGGAGAUUGGAGUUAUAUUAGGGAUCCAAGUGUUCUUGGGAGAUAGCAUGGAUGGGGAUGGAUUUCCUGAGUUUUUUAUUUUAUUUUACUACCAUUUAUAUAUGCAAAGCUUCAGGGCUCUUUCGCGUUUGAGCAAUAUUGGAUGUUGGUUUGGCGUGUAGGAGAAACUUCGGACGGCAACAUGGGCAUUUCCUCGUUAUUUCUUGUCUUGUUUUUGUUUUCUCAUUUUGGAGGCGUUUAUUGCAUCAUGGAAAAAAGAGAUAUAUGCCUGGAAUUUGCUUUCUAUCUGUAUCCUGUAUGCUACCUACAGAAACGAAAAGCCGAAUAAAAUUAAAAAAUGAUUACUCCCAUAAUUUGCAUACA